AGUUGAUUUUCAAACUGUUUGUGUUGCGGGUUGUGUCUUGACGAUUAAAAACUUUUUCACACGGAAAUGCAGUUCGAAGAAAAUAUCAUUCACCGUCCUGCACCGAAGGCACUGAAAUAUGAUGGGGAAAAAUCACUCGGUCAUUUGAUUCUCAAGCAAUUGGUUAAUGCAGGUGAUAAUACCGUCAUUGUAUGUGGCCUAACUGGAACAACAUUGUCCGCCGCUCAACUACUCGAAAAAAGCAUAGAAAUUGCUAAGGCGUUGCAGUCUUCGGGUAUCGAAGAGGGCGAUGUAGUGUCAAUUAUGUCCGAAACCCGAUUCGAAUUUGUCUUCGUUUUGCUGGGAUCAAUUUUCAUGAAUUGCGCAUUUGCCCCUCUAAACCACACUUACAAUGAACGGGAAGUGGAACAUGCCGUGAAUUUGUUUAAACCAAAGUUCAUAUUUGCUUCUGGUGCUACUAGUCGUAUCAUUAUGAAAGCUACUAGAAAGCUAUGCUGCGUGAAGAAAUUUAUUUUCUUCGAUGAAUGUGGUGAUAGUGAUAGGCCAAUCAUUGACUCGUCAGCAGUAAUAAGCUUAAAAGAUUUUGUAAAUCAGAUUGUCUCAAAAGAUUUGCAUUUUGAACCAAAAGCAGUGAACAUUUCGACUAGUAACUGUCUGAUCUUGUGUAGCAGUGGUACUACUGGCUUCCCGAAAGCAGUAAAGUUAUCUCAACGUGGAAUUUUCGCGUCUCUUAACGACUUCGAUUCAUUCAUUCUCACAAAACAGAAUGUGGGUGAUGACCCGAUCACCAUUUUGGGCUUACUUCCCAUGUUUCACGUUUUAGGCAUUGCAGUUUUGAUUGUGUCGUUGGCCACACCAUCCUCAAAACUUAUUAUGUUACCCAGAUUCGAGGAGAAGACUUUCCUUGGUUGUGUCGAGAAAUAUGGAUGUUCAGUGACAUUCCUAGUGCCACCUCUGUUCGUUUUUCUAUCAAAGCAUCCCUACGUCGACAAAUACAAUCUCAGUAGUUUGCGUUUACUUUUCGUGGGAGCAGCACCUCUUUCCAAGGAACUAGAACAAUCCGUUAUAGAUCGACUAAGAAAUCCAAAAUUGAAAAUCAGACAAGGAUACGCAAUGACCGAGUUGACUAGUGCUUUAAUGCAAAAAGAAAUACUGAAGGCCGGUAGUGUCGGAGACGUCAAUUUGAAUGUUUAUGCAAAGGUGAUCGACGAAAAUAACAGGGCUUGCGGGCCGAAUAUCGUAGGCGAACUUUGUUUCAAGGGCAACGGAACGAUGAUGGGCUACGUUGAUGACGAAAUUGCUACAAAAGCUUUAAUCGAUGAAGAUGGUUGGCUGCAUACCGGAGAUGUAGGCUAUUACGAUACAGACUUACAGUUCUUCAUUGUCGAUCGAAUUAAGGAACUCAUCAAGUAUAAAGCGUUCCAGGUAGCUCCUGCUGAAAUUGAAGCUUUACUGUUAACUCAUCCGAAAAUACACGAUUGUGGAGUGAUUGGAAAACCGGAUGAAUUCGCUGGCGAGUUACCAAUGGCAUUUGUAGUCAGAGCAGAUUUAAAUUUGACUGAAGCGGAGAUUGUUAAAUACAUUCGUGAUAGGUCCUCGCCGGCGAAGAGACUUCAUGGUGGUGUACGGUUUAUUAAACAAAUUCCUAAAAAUCCAUCCGGCAAAAUUCUUAGACGAGAGUUGAGAACGAUGCUUGCAAAGGGUGAUAUCAAAUCGAAACUGUAAUCAAUAAAAACUCCAGUUAUGUUUCUC
This is a messenger RNA of Bradysia coprophila, 1752 nucleotides long. Its product is annotated as luciferin 4-monooxygenase-like. NCBI's taxonomy places the organism in Eukaryota, Metazoa, Arthropoda, Insecta, Diptera, Sciaridae. Gene Ontology annotation, molecular function: CoA-ligase activity. The record is from RefSeq and is a predicted model, not a curated record.